Messenger RNA from Solanum lycopersicum (tomato), 1187 nucleotides. Its product is annotated as translation initiation factor IF3-4, chloroplastic. Gene Ontology annotation, molecular function: translation initiation factor activity; ribosome binding. Lineage: Eukaryota; Viridiplantae; Streptophyta; Magnoliopsida; Solanales; Solanaceae. Gene Ontology annotation, biological process: translational initiation; ribosome disassembly. The record is from RefSeq and is a predicted model, not a curated record.
GAGGAAAAAAAAGAACAUCUAUGGAUAAGAUUCACUACACUCUGUGUUAGCUCCUUCUCUGUAAACACCACCCACCCCCAUCGUCCAUGGCGGGUCUCACCACCAGUACUUCCUUCACCUUGACACCCAUUUCCUCUAAACCCAUAACCAACAAACCCCUUUUCCUCCAUUACCUUAAUUCUUCCAUUUUUGGGCUUCGAUUUCAUAAUCCUCAGCUUCGUUCUUGCUCUUCACUUAUCUACCAUUCAGCCACUAUCUCCGCUAGAUACGGUGGCGGAGGUGGUAGAGGAGGAUUCCGGCCGCCCCCACGUUCCGAGGAAGAUGAAGCACUUGAUAUUUCAUCUAUCAGGUCAGACAAGGUUAGGCUCAUUGAUGAUAAGCAGAACAUGUUGGGGAUAGUGUCGAAAAUGGAAGCCCUUCAGAGAGCUGAGGAUGCAAGCCUUGACUUGGUGAUUCUAUCGCCAGAAGCAGACCCGCCGGUCGUCAAAAUUAUGGAUUACAAUAAGUAUAAGUAUGAGCUGCAAAAGAAGAAAAAGGAGCAGCAAAAGAAAAAUGCUGCCAGCCGCAUGGAUUUGAAGGAGCUCAAAAUGGGUUAUAAUAUUGAUUCUCACGAUUAUUCAGUGCGUUUGAAAGCUGCUCAGAAGUUCUUGAAAGAUGGUGACAAGGUAAAAAUCAUAGUGAACUUAAAAGGCCGUGAAAAUGAGUUCAGAAAUAAUGCUAUUGAGCUACUUAGGCGUUUUCAGAAUGAUGUCGGUGAGCUUGCAACUGAGGAGAACAAGAAUUUCAGGGAUAGGAACGUCUUCAUAGUUUUGGUACCGAAUAAGGCUAUUGUACAGAAAGCUCCAGAGCAACCGAAGAAAAAGGAAAAACCAGCAACUGAAGUUUCAGCCAGUGUUUAAGCAUCAGAUGAAAGUUUAUUACGAGGGGGUGUUAUUAGCAGAUAAUUCAAUGCAUAUAAUUCUCAAGAGAAAGGUGAGAGAUGCAAUCUGAUAUCUGUCUUGUAUAGAAUUUAGUCACAUACAAGCCUGUAAUAGGAUGUACACUUGUGUAGUGUCUAUAACAGUAGCAAGAAACAUUCAGUUUUUGUAGCAACAUAUAAUAGGUGAAGUUGAAGUAAGUUUGAGCUUUCCUUCACUUGUUAUAUACUUAUAUUUCACAUGAUGUUUACGCGACGAAUAUGAAUAUUA